This is a messenger RNA of Syngnathoides biaculeatus (alligator pipefish), 1827 nucleotides long. It is a transcript of the gene sp5a, whose product is annotated as Sp5 transcription factor a. Gene Ontology annotation, biological process: regulation of transcription by RNA polymerase II. The record is from RefSeq and is a predicted model, not a curated record. Gene Ontology annotation, molecular function: DNA-binding transcription factor activity, RNA polymerase II-specific; RNA polymerase II cis-regulatory region sequence-specific DNA binding. The transcript has 2 exons. NCBI's taxonomy places the organism in Eukaryota, Metazoa, Chordata, Actinopteri, Syngnathiformes, Syngnathidae. Bases 396 to 1517 code for a protein of 373 amino acids.
CCAGCACAAACACGCCAUAGAAGCUUUGUGGAUUCAAAGGAUUUGCUCGCUUCUCUCAAAGAGCCGCCAUUCUUUGAUGAUUGGACAGCGGCAAACUUCAAAGUCUGCCAUCUUGUUUGUGAGUGGCUGCCGGCCCGCUUAUCACAUCCUCUCAAGUGAUCCGCCGCCGCCGCCGCGUCAGAUAGUGCGAGGAGAUCCGCGAGAGAGGAAGGCGUCGCGUCAGAGGCUCGCUCACAGUCGACUUUUUUUUUUGUUUUUUUUGUUUUUUGUUUUUGUUUUGGGGGUUUUUUUUUGCCUCUUUUACCACCGAUGCGAACACUUUUUUGAAUUACCUGCCACUUUUGUCCGGCGCGCGCGGCUGUGUUGCGCGUUUGUUGUCCGGGCGGAGGAGGACCAUGGCAGCUGUGGCUGUACUGCGGAACGAGACACUUCAAGCUUUUCUGCAGGACCGCACUCCCAACUCCUCCCCGGAGAACUGCAAACACUCCCCGCUGGCUCUUCUGGCCGCCACCUGUAACCGUAUCGGACACCACCACCACCACCAUCACCAUCACCACCACCCGCCGGGUUCCGGGCCAUCCGACUUCCUCCAGGUCCCGUACGACCCCACCACGCUGGGCUCCCCGUCGCGCUUGUUCCACCCCUGGACUAAUGAGGCCUGCAGCCCUCCGAGCAACUCCACUUUCGGACUACCCUCUAAGCCCCUGCAACAGCCGCUCAGCUCGUUCGCCCCCCCGCACGAAUUGCCUCUCACCCCUCCCGCGGACCCCGGCUACCCGUAUGACUUCUCCCCGGUGAAGAUGCUGCCGUGCUCCAUGCAGUCCGCCUGCCCGCCCACUUACGUGCCGGCCGUCAGCUACGCAGCGCCCGCCCCCAUGCCCACCUUCGUCACGGGCCAUGCGGGCCAGAGGCAGCUAACUCCCCCCAACCCGGCCGAGGACAUCCCGUGGUGGAGCCUGCAGCAGGGCAACCCCCACCCCCACCGCUUCCAGCUGCAGCGGGGCCUGGUCCUCCACGGCCCGACGGCGGACUUCGCUCAAUACCAGACGCAAAUCGCGGCCCUUUUGCACACCAAGUCGCCCCUGAGCACCGCGCGCCGCUGCAGGAGGUGCCGCUGCCCCAACUGCCAGUCGGCAUCCAACUCCGGGGGCACGGAUGAGCCGGGCAAGAAGAAGCAGCACGUCUGCCACAUCCCGGGCUGCGGGAAGGUCUACGGCAAGACAUCGCACCUGAAGGCGCACUUGCGCUGGCACUCUGGCGAGAGGCCCUUCGUGUGCAACUGGCUCUUCUGCGGCAAGAGUUUCACGCGCUCCGACGAGCUGCAGAGGCACUUGAGGACUCACACCGGGGAGAAGCGCUUCGUGUGCCCGGACUGCUGCAAGCGCUUCAUGCGGAGCGACCACUUGGCCAAGCACGUCAAGACGCACCAGAACAAGCGGAGCAAGUGCGUGCAGGACAAGGCAGCGGCGGCGGCAGAGCACGUCAAGAGGGAAGACUCGAGGAAUCUUUUCCUGUGACCCUCAUGAUCAAAACACUACAAAAAGAAAAGUUUUUGUGCAAUACUUUUGGGGGAGGGGGGGGGGGUCUGAGCUCUGCGUUGUGUUAGAAGAGUGCACAAUGGACUGCAGCGAGCUUUGAAAUCACUGAGACUUGUGCUGAUCUUCGCUUGAAGGUUUGGAUUUGCUUGUAAAUACUAUUUAAUAGCUUUUGUUGAAUGAAAGUGUCCAUUGUUUUCGCACCAUAAGGGAGGUGUUUUUAAGCAUGCUCUUGAGAACAUUUGCUAUUGUUAUGACCUUAAUGUGAGAAUAAAGAAUCUUAACGUUUUUU